CAGAUCAGACUGAGAGAGAGAGGACGAGAGAGGGGAAAAAGAGAAAGAGAAAGAGAGAGAGGUUUGAACAGUGGACUCGGAGCAAACUUACUGAGGCUGAAAGAUUCCGGACAGCCACCGGCGACCCUGUUUCUUCUUUUUCUCCCCGAGAGCGUCUGAUAAGAGCAGGUAAGCAAUCAUGUCGGCUGCAGACAAGUACCUGUACGUGGACCGUUCCGUGGUGAACAAUCCGCUGGCGCAGGCCGACUGGGCGUCCAAGAAGCUGGUGUGGGUGCCGUCGGAGCGGGUGGGCUUCGAGGCCGGUUCCAUCAGGGAGGAGUACGGCGACGAGGUGAUGGUGGAGCUUUCGGACUCGGGCAAGAAGGUCCGCGUCAACAAAGACGACAUCCAGAAAAUGAACCCGCCCAAGUUCAACAAGGUGGAGGACAUGGCCGAGCUCACCUGCCUCAACGAGGCAUCUGUGCUGCACAACCUGAAGGAGAGAUACUACUCAGGCCUCAUCUACACAUACUCCGGGCUGUUCUGCGUGGUGAUCAACCCCUACAAGAACUUUCCCAUCUACUCAGAGGAGAUCGUGGAGAUGUACAAGGGCAAAAAGAGGCACGAGAUGCCGCCCCACAUCUACGCCAUCACAGACACGGCAUACAGGAGCAUGAUGCAGGAUCGUGAGGAUCAGUCCAUCCUGUGCACGGGUGAAUCUGGAGCCGGGAAGACAGAGAACACCAAGAAGGUCAUUCAGUAUUUGGCCCACGUGGCCUCCUCUCACAAGACCAAGAAAGAUCAGAACAGCUCGGUCCUGUCACAUGGGGAGCUGGAGAAGCAGCUGCUGCAGGCUAACCCCAUCCUCGAGGCCUUCGGUAAUGCCAAAACUGUCAAGAACGACAACUCGUCCCGUUUCGGCAAAUUCAUCAGAAUUAAUUUUGAUGUUAACGGUUACAUUGUUGGUGCCAACAUCGAGACCUACCUGCUGGAGAAAUCCCGCGCUAUCAGACAGGCCAGAGAUGAGAGAACUUUCCACUUGUUCUACUACAUGCUGUCCGGAGCAGGAGACAAAGUCCGCUCUGAACUGUGUCUGGAGAACUACAACAAGUACCGCUUCCUGUCCAACGGGAACGUGACCAUUCCCGGCCAGCAGGACAAAGACUUGUACAACGAGACCAUGGAGGCCAUGCGCAUCAUGAGCAUCCCUGAGGACGAGCAGAUCGGGCUGCUGCGAGUGGUAUCUUCUGUGCUGCAGCUGGGUAACAUGAGUUUUAAAAAGGAGCGCCACUCCGACCAGGCCUCCAUGCCUGACGACACAGCUGCUCAGAAAGUGUGCCACCUGAUGGGCAUGAACGUGACAGACUUCACUCGUGCCAUCCUGAGCCCUCGUAUCAAGGUGGGUCGUGACUACGUGCAGAAGGCUCAGACUCAGGAGCAGGCCGAGUUCGCAGUAGAGGCUCUUGCUAAAGCCAGCUACGAAAGGAUGUUCCGCUGGCUCGUCAUGCGUAUCAACAAAGCUCUGGAUAAGACCAAGCGCCAGGGAGCCUCCUUCAUCGGGAUCCUCGAUAUCGCCGGCUUCGAGAUCUUUGAUCUGAACUCGUUCGAGCAGCUGUGCAUCAACUACACCAACGAGAAGCUGCAGCAGCUCUUCAACCACACCAUGUUCAUCCUGGAGCAGGAGGAGUACCAACGAGAGGGCAUCGAGUGGAGCUUCAUCGACUUCGGCCUCGAUCUGCAGCCGUGCAUCGAACUCAUCGAGAAACCUGCGAGUCCUCCGGGUAUCCUGGCUCUGCUGGACGAGGAGUGCUGGUUCCCUAAAGCCACAGAUAAGAGCUUUGUGGAGAAGGUUCUGCAGGAGCAGGGAACCCACCCCAAAUUCUUCAAGCCCAAGAAACUGAAGGACGAGGCCGACUUCAGCAUCAUCCACUACGCUGGCAAGGUGGACUAUAAGGCUGAUGAAUGGCUGAUGAAGAACAUGGACCCACUGAACGAUAACGUAGCCACGCUGCUCAACACGUCCACUGAUAAGUUUGUGUCUGAGCUGUGGAAGGACGUGGACCGUAUCGUGGGUUUGGAUAAGGUGGCGGGGAUGUCUGAGAUGCCCGGUGCUUUUAAGACCCGCAAGGGGAUGUUCAGGACAGUGGGGCAGCUUUAUAAAGAGCAGCUGUCCAAACUGAUGGCCACACUGAGAAACACCAACCCCAACUUUGUCCGCUGCAUCAUCCCUAACCACGAGAAGAAGGCCGGUAAGCUGGAACCAUACCUGGUUCUGGAUCAGCUCAGGUGUAACGGUGUGCUGGAGGGAAUCCGUAUCUGCAGACAGGGCUUCCCUAACCGUAUCCUCUUCCAGGAGUUCAGACAGAGGUAUGAGAUCCUCACUCCUAACGCCAUUCCCAAGGGCUUCAUGGAUGGCAAACAGGCCUGUGUGCUGAUGAUCAGAGCUCUGGAGCUGGACCCGAACCUCUUCCGGAUCGGACAGAGCAAGGUGUUCUUCAGAGCUGGAGUCCUGGCUCACCUGGAGGAAGAGCGUGACAUGAAGAUCACCGACGUUAUCAUCAGCUUCCAGGCCUGGUGCAGAGGAUACGUCGCCCGCAAAGCGUUUGCUAGGAGGCAGCAGCAGCUGACAGCGAUGAGGGUGAUCCAGAGGAACUGUGCUGCCUACCUCAAACUCAGAAACUGGCAGUGGUGGAGACUUUUCACCAAGGUAAAGCCACUGCUGCAGGUGAGCCGACAGGAGGAGGAGAUGCAAGCUAAAGACGAUGAGCUCAGCAAGGUCAAAGAGAAACAGGUUCAUGCUGAAAUGCAGCUGGAGGAGAUGGCUGUCAAACAACAUCAGAUGAGCGCGGAGAAGCUGGCUCUGCAGGAGCAGCUGCAGGCUGAGAUGGACCUCUGUGCCGAGGCGGACGAGAUGAGGAACCGGCUGGUGGCAAAGAAGCAGGAGCUGGAGGACAUCCUGCAUGACCUGGAGGCUCGAGUGGAGGAAGAGGAGGAGAGAGUCGGCCAGCUUCAGUCUGAGAGGAAGAAGAUGCAGCAGAACAUCACGGAUCUAGAGCAGCAGCUGGAUGAGGAAGAGGCGGCGCGUCAGAAGCUCCAGCUGGAACGUGUCACUAUGGAGGGCAAACUGAAGAAGGUGGAGGAGGAUGUGAUGGUGCUGGAUGACCAGAACAACAAACUAAGCAAGGAGAAGAAGCUGAUAGAGGAGAGAUUUGCUGAGUUCACCACUAAUCUGGCAGAAGAGGAGGAGAAAUCCAAGAGUCUGCAGAAACUGAAAAACAAACACGAGGCCAUGAUAACAGAUCUGGAGGACCGCCUGCGUCGGGAGGAGAAGCAAAGGCAGGAACUGGAGAAGAACCGUAGAAAGUUGGAGGGCGACUCCACUGAACUUACCGAUCAGAUCGCUGAACUCCAGGCUCAGAUCGCCGAGCUUCGCGCCCAACUUGCCAAGAAGGAGGAGGAGCUUCAGGAGGCACUGGCCAGGAUUGAAGAGGAAGCGGCUCAGAAGAACCUGGCCCACAAGAAGAUCCGCGAGCUGGAGGCUCAGCUGAGUGAGCUGCAGGAAGACCUGGAACUCGAGAGAGCCUCGCGCGUCAAGGCCGAAAAACAGAAACGGGACCUCGGAGAGGAGCUGGAGGCCCUUAAAACUGAACUGGAGGACACGCUGGACACCACUGCUGCUCAGGAGGCACUUAGGACAAAACGUGAGACGGAGGUGACACAUAUGAAGAAGACCUUGGAAGAUGAAACUAAGAACCAUGAGGUGGUGGUGGCAGAGUUGAGGCAGAAACACGGCCAAGCCUUUGAGGAGCUUAACGAGCAGCUCGAGCAGUCCAAGAGGAGCAAGGCCUCGGUGGACAAGACGAAGCAGACUCUGGAGUCGGAGAGGAACGAGCUGCAGAUCGAACUGAAGGCGCUGAUGCAGGGGAAGGGCGAGUCGGAGCACCGCAGGAAGAAAGCCGAGAGUCAGGUGCAGGAGCUGCAGGUUAAACACGCCGAGAGCGAGAAACAGAGGAUUGAGCUGGCCGAUAAAGUAGCCAAGAUGCAGGCGGAGCUGGACAGCGUUAACACUGUGUUAAAUGACGUGGAGGGCAAAUCCAUCAAAGCAACCAAAGACCACUCCGCCGUGGAGUCGCAGCUCCAGGACAUCCAGGAGCUGCUCCAGGAGGAGACCCGUCAGAAGUUAUCUGUGAACACAAGGCUGAGGCAGCUGGAGGACGAUCAGAACAACCUGAGAGAGCAGCUGGAGGAAGAGGAGGAGGCCAAGAGGAACCUGGAGAAACAGCUCAUUGCAUCACAGUCCCAGGUAACUGAGAUGAGAAAGAAGAUGGAGCAUGAGGCCGGAUCUCUGGAUUGUGCAGAAGAAGUGAAGAAGCGUCUGCAGCGUGACCUGGAGUCUGUCACCCAGCGCCUCGACGAGAGGAACUCGGCCUACGACAAGAUGGACAAGACCAAGACCCGUCUGCAGCAGGAGCUAGACGACCUGAUGGUGGAUCAGGACCAUCUUCGCCAGAUUGUCUCCAACCUGGAGAAGAAGCAGAAGAAGUUUGACCAGAUGCUGGCAGAGGAGAAGGCGAUCUCAGCCAGGUACGCCGAGGAGCGCGACAGAGCCGAGGCCGAGGCCCGAGAGAAGGAGACGCGUGCCCUCUCUCUGAGCCGUGAACUCGAGACCCUGUUUGACGUGAAGAACGAAACUGACCGGGCCAACAAGGCACUCAGGACCGAGAUGGAGGACCUUGUCUCAUCCAAGGAUGACGUUGGCAAGAGCGUGCAUGAGCUGGAGAAGUCAAAGCGUGGCAUGGAGCAGCAGCUGGAGGAGAUGCGCACACAGCUGGAAGAGCUGGAGGAUGAGCUGCAGGCCACGGAGGAUGCCAAGCUGCGCCUGGAGGUCAACAUGCAGGCAAUGAAGGCCCAGUACGAGCGCGACCUCACCGGGCGUGAUGAGAUGGGAGAGGAGAAAAAGAGGCAGCUGGUCAAACAGGUGCGGGAGAUGGAACUGGAGCUGGAGGACGAAAGGAAGCAGCGCGGCGUUGCCGUGGCAGCACGUAAGAAGAUGGAGCUGGACCUGAAGGAACUGGAGGCCGCCAUCGACAUGGCCAACAAGAACCGUGACGAGGCUAUUAAACAGCUCAAGAAGCUGCAGGUUCAGAUGAAGGACCUGCUGCGUGAACUGGAUGAAUCCCGUCUCUCCCGGGAGGAGAUCCUGGCUCAGAGCAAAGAGAACGAGAAGAAGCUCAAGAGCAUGGAGGCAGAAAUGAUCCAAAUGCAGGAGGAACUGGCCGCAGCGGAGCGGGCAAAGAGACAGGCUCAGCAGGAGAGAGACGAGCUGCUGGAUGAGAUGAACAACCAGAACAGCAAGAAUGCUCUGACCAUGGACGAGAGGCGUCGGCUGGAGGCUCGCAUUGCUAAGCUGGAGGAGGAAUUCGAGGAGGAGCAGAACAGCACCGAAAUCAUUAACGAUCGUCUCAAGAGAACCAUGCUGCAGGUGGACCAGGUGAACGUGGAGCUGACAGCGGAGCGCAGUAGCAGUCAGCGCCUGGAGGGGUCGCGCUCACAGAUGGAGCGGCAGAACAAGGAGAUGAAGCUGAAGUUGACCGAGCUGGAGGGAGCAGUGAAGGGAAAAUACAAGGCCUCUAUCACUGCCCUGGAGGCCAAAAUCGCUCAGCUGGAAGAACAGCUGGAUAUUGAGACCAGAGAGAGACAGUCUGCCUCUAAAAUCGUGCGUCGUACAGAGAAGAAGAUGAAGGAAGUCGUCCUGCAGGUGGAUGAUGAGAGACGCAACGCCGACCAGUUCAAAGAUCAGGUGGAGAAACUGAACAGCCGUAUGAAGCAGCUGAAGAGGCAGCUGGAGGAGACCGAGGAGGAGGCACAGAGAGCCAACGCCUACCGCAGGAAACUGCAGAGGGAGCUGGAGGAUGCCACUGAGUCUGCUGAUGCCAUGAACCGUGAGGUCUCCUCACUCAAGAGCAAGCUCAGGCGUGGAGAUAUUCCUUUCACCAUGCGCCGCAUCGUCAGCCACACCGUCACUCUCGAGAGUGACGACGAUCCCGAAGCCAAGGGCGAAACCCAAGAACCCAAACCUGAAUAAAGAAGAACCCGGAGUUCUGGCUGUGUUGUAGUACUAUAGUACUGAACUGCAGCAUUUAUAUAAAUACACACAUACAUACACUCAAAUGUAACUGACCAUAGUGUGUACUGGAACUUAGAUGCACACACGGAUGAUUUGUUAGUGCCAUAGCAAAAACACACACACACGCACACACACACACACACACACACAUAUUUUAUCGUUUGACAAUCAGUACUCCUGUUCGCUCAACCAAGGACCAAAUUUCACUUUGAUUCCUGCUUAUUCUCCAGGAAUUUGAUGAUAUGGAUGAUAUUUUUGUAAGGACUCAUAGCACGCAGGCUUUGUGUUUCUCAGUCUAUUUUUCUAGUUCCAAAAGUGAACAGAAGUGUUUUAGAUGGUUAAACAGUGAAGAAAACUAUUGGACGGGGACCAAAACGACUUUCUCUUGAUAUAUAGAAGUGUAUUUUACUUGGAAGGUUUUAUAAUGGUGUAAGGACAAACAUAUAGAGCUCAUUUACGAUAACUGCUGCGUGAUUUUCUCUCUUGUGCCCGUAUGUGUUGGUAAAUCAGAAGCUAUGCAAUGUGUAGUACUGUAUAAAAGGUAGCUGCUGACACUAUUUUCCACUUUUGGGCUUUAUGUAACUCAGAUUUGUGCACCAAACUUAGGCUUUAACUCAUACGAUCACCAGAAAUAUUCAGACGUGCACCAAAAUUAUUAUAUACGUCUCUACACUGAGCAGUAUAAUGGUUAUGUGUCCAAACACCACUGAAGGACGAAGCAGAGCUCAUAUUAGAGCCACUGUGCACUAUAGCCUUAAAGUCAUACAUUCAUAUAUUUCUUUUUCCUUAUUUGUUUUGUAAUUUGACAUUUUUACAGGGGGCUAGAGGGUAGAUUCUUCUUUCUCACAGCGCACUGUAUUCUCUAAGCACUUGCAGGAUUAGCCGGACCUUCAGGUGUUCACUGUCCGAUACGUCAGUCAGGAAUAUAACGCCACGCUAAAUCCUACAUGCCGCUGGGUUUUUAGAUUUGUGCCUCAGACGAAGCAUUGUGCUCGCUUCAGCUUUCUCGCUCACACUGCUGGGAAGUGAGAGGAAUUCAUAACGUUUGAAUAGCUAAUAUCUGGCUUUUGACAUGAGGAAACUAUAAUGCAAAAAAAAAAUCCUAAUUUUGUACUUCUUUCUCUGCAACUCCUAAAUGAUAUUCAGAGUUGUGACCUGUUGGUAUUAUGCAAAUAAACAUGGCUUUCUAAAUAUCUACAA
Molecule: messenger RNA, 7306 nt
Organism: Trichomycterus rosablanca
Lineage: Eukaryota; Metazoa; Chordata; Actinopteri; Siluriformes; Trichomycteridae
Product: myosin-9-like
Exons: 41
Coding region: 179-6064 (1961 amino acids)
Cellular component (GO): myosin filament; myosin II complex; cytoplasm
Molecular function (GO): actin filament binding; microfilament motor activity; ATP binding
Source: RefSeq, a predicted model, not a curated record